Suricata suricatta (meerkat) is the source of this 5478-nucleotide messenger RNA. RefSeq names its product KN motif and ankyrin repeat domains 2 (gene KANK2). The record is from RefSeq and is a predicted model, not a curated record. Gene Ontology annotation, cellular component: cytoplasm. Bases 904 to 3426 code for a protein of 840 amino acids. Gene Ontology annotation, molecular function: protein binding. Gene Ontology annotation, biological process: negative regulation of cell population proliferation; negative regulation of intracellular estrogen receptor signaling pathway; negative regulation of G1/S transition of mitotic cell cycle. The transcript is spliced from 12 exons. Lineage: Eukaryota; Metazoa; Chordata; Mammalia; Carnivora; Herpestidae.
CUCUCUCCUAUCCUGCUUUUCCUUUCCUAUAUCCCAGGGGUCCCAUAGAGGGUGAGGGGCUUCAGCCACACACACCCUCCUCCACCACACUGCCCACCCCUGUCUUAUUGACCUGUGGUCAUCCGAUCACGUAGAGGGUGGUCCGAUGGCUUGGAGACCCUCACACCUCCGCCUGUCUAGGAAGUGGGCAGAGGGAUGUGGCUUGGGGGUGAGGGUGGUGUGGCCGGCAGUGGGGAAUCUGCCAGGCUUAGGUUCAACUCCAGACCCAGCCACUUCCCCCUCCGGUGACCCUGGGCGGGUCACUGUACAUUUCUGUUUGCUCCCCCGACCCCACCCGCGAUUCCCUCUUUGCAAAACGGAGCAAUCAAUAAACUGUGUGCCUGAUGGGGACAUUUGUGAUCAAAUGAGCCGCGGGGGUGAUGACUACAGUUAUUAUUAAUAUUUGCCCCACCGCUUUUCACCUCCAGGGGCCCCCACAGGCUAGUCCAGUCUUGCUUCCUGCCACCAGUCUCUCAGGUGUCCAGAAAAGAUUUUUGAUCGUCUCCCAGGUGUGUAGGAGGUGAGCCUCUGAGCAGGUGGAAACCCAGCUCUCAUACUCGGUGACUGUGUUCCAGGCAUUGAAAGACAGAGACGUGGAGAAAGAGGGAGAGAGAAGCGGAGCGAGGCACAGAGAGACAGAACGUGUGGAGAGAGGCAGAGGAGCGUGGAGAGACUAAGCAAGACACUAAGCGAGAGACAGCAGGGUGGAAGACAAGUCCGGCCUGCCCCGGAGCCCCAGCCUCGCCUUCAUGCCCGGCCAGUGCCCCCUCUGGCCCAUCCUCCCAGGUAAGCCUCAGCCCAAGCUGCAGGUGGUCUGAGUCACAGACUCCAAGUGAGCCUUGAGGAGCUUCUGCAGACCGGAGGAUGGCCCAAGUCCUGCACGUGCCAGCUCCAUUCCCAGGGACCCCUGGUCCAGCCUCCCCACCCGCCUUCCCUGCCAGGGAGCCUGACCCGCCAUACUCAGUGGAGACGCCCUACGGGUACCGCCUCGACCUGGACUUUCUCAAGUACGUGGAUGACAUCGAGAAAGGCCACACGCUCCGGCGCGUGGCCGUGCAGCGCCGGCCCCGCCUCAGCUCACUGCCCCGAGGUCCUGGCUCCUGGUGGACGUCCACCGAGUCUCUGUGCUCUAAUGCCAGCGGGGACAGCCGCCACUCGGCCUAUUCCUACUGCGGCCGUGGCUUCUACCCGCAAUACGGUGCUCUAGAGACCCGCACCGGCUUCAACCCUCGAGUUGAGCGCACGCUGCUGGAUGCCCGGCGCCGCCUGGAGGACCAGGCAGCAACGCCCGCAGGCCUGGGCUCCCUAACCCCCAGUGCGGCAGGCUCCACAGGCUCACUGGUGGGCGUGGGGCUGCCACCCCCGACGCCUCGGAGCUCAGGACUGUCCACACCGGUGCCUCCCAGCGCCGGGCACCUGGCCCACGUGCGGGAACAGAUGGCAGGCGCCCUGCGGAAGCUGCGGCAGCUGGAGGAGCAGGUGAAGCUGAUCCCCGUGCUCCAGGUGAAGCUCUCGGUGCUCCAGGAGGAGAAACGGCAGCUCACGGUACAGCUCAAGAGCCAGAAGUUCCUGGGCCAUCCCACGGGGGUCCGGGGCCGCAGCGAGCUCUGCCUAGACCUCCCAGAGCCCCUCGAGGAUCCCGUGUCGCUUGAGACCAGGAGCGUGGGCACCUGGGUCCGGGAGCGGGACUUGGGGGUGCCUGAUGGGGAGGCGGCCCUUGCUGCUAAGGUCACCGUGCUGGAGACCCAGCUCAAGAAAGCGCUCCAGGAGCUGCAGGCAGCUCAGGCCCGGCAGGCUGAGCCCCAGCCCCAGGCCCAGGCCCGGCCACCACCAGACAGCCCAAUCCGAGUGGACACCGUCCGCGUGGUAGAGGGGCCUCGGGAGGUGGAGGUGGUGGCCAGCACGGCCGCUGGGGCCCCCGCGCAGCGGGCCCAGAGUCUGGAGCCCUAUGGAACAGGGCUGCGGUCCCUGGCAGCAUCUGGAGGGGGCGAGAGCCCCGCUGUGUUCUGCAGCCACGAGGUGGUAGAGACUGUGUUCCCAAUGUCUGCUGCGUCCCCCGGCAACGUGCACCUGGUGAAGAAGAUCAGCAUCACGGAGCGAAGCUGCGAUGGGACAGCAGGUCCCCCACAGGCUCCUGCAGAGUCGUCCUCGUCGCCCCCAGGGUUGGCAGCCACCUCCCCGGCACAGCCUGAGAAGGAGGCGGGUGGAGUGCCCGCCCGUGAGGCUGGUAACACGGCACCAACCGAGGCCACGGAGGCAGGGCACACAGGCGAGCCCCCGGUGGGCAUGCGGUCCAUCAUGAAGCGCAGAGAGGAGCCCAUGGACCCCCUGACCCCCCGGAGGAGCCUGCAGUUUGUGGGGGUCAAUGGCGGGUGCGAGUCCUCGUCUGAGGACUCCAGCACAGCAGAGAACUUCUCUGACAACGAGAGCACGGAGAACGAGGCCCCCGGGCCAGAGGAGAGGGCUCCAAGCGUGGCCGAAGCCCCCCGGCUCAGGCCCUCAGGGACAGAGGAGUGCCAGCCGCCUCGGGAGCCUCAGCGUGUCCCAGCGGAGGAGGGGGCGUCAGGAGUGAAUGCAGAGGAGGAGAUCCGGAUGGAGCUCAGCCCCGACCUCAUCUCAGCCUGCCUGGCCCUGGAAAAGUACCUGGACAACCCCAAUGCCCUCAGCGAGCGCGAGCUGAAAGUGGCCUACACCACGGUGCUCCAGGAGUGGCUGCGGCUGGCCUGCCGCAGCGACGCCCACCCCGAGCUUGUGCGACGCCACCUGGUCACCUUCCGGGCCAUGUCAGCGCGGCUGCUGGACUACGUGGUCAACAUCGCCGAUGGCAACGGCAACACGGCCCUACACUACUCCGUGUCCCACGCCAACUUCCCCGUGGUGCGGCAGCUGCUCGACAGCGGUGUCUGCCAGGUGGACAGACAGAACCGCGCCGGCUACAGCCCGCUCAUGCUCACCGCCCUGGCCACCCUGAGCACCCGGGAUGACCUCGAGACCAUCCUGCAGCUCUUCCGGCUCGGAGAUGUCAAUGCCAAAGCCAGCCAGGCGGGGCAGACGGCCCUGAUGCUGGCGGUCAGCCACGGCCGGGUGGACGUGGUCAAAGCCCUGCUGGCCUGUGAGGCGGACGUCAACGUGCAGGAUGACGACGGCUCCACGGCCCUCAUGUGCGCCUGUGAGCACGGCCACAAGGAGAUCACAGGGCUCCUGCUGGCGGCGCCCGGCUGCAACAUCUCCCUCACCGACCGCGAUGGGAGCACAGCCCUGAUGGUGGCCUUGGACGCGGGGCAGAGUGAGAUUGCGUCCAUGCUGUACUCGCACAUGAACAUCAAGUGCUCGUUUGCCCCGAUGUCAGAUGACGAAAGUCCUGCGUCAUCCUCUGCCGAAGAGUAGCCUGGAGGGAGGGCCCGAGGGAGGCCGGCUGCUCGACCUGUCCCUCCUCCCUCGCCUCCUCCCCCUCCUCCCUCGCCAGCGCCCGCUCAUGCCCACCAGGGCCAGCGUCUCGAAGGCAGGUGGGAUUUCCUCCUGCCCAGGGGACACAGCAGCAAGUCUCCGAGUGAGAGCGGGCUCUUCCCGCUACACCGGCUCAAAGCGGCCGCCGAGCAGACUGGAGCGAGAUUCUUACAUAAAUCGGCGCCAGCGGCUGUGGCUGGGAUGCGGGUUUUUCAUAAACGCUGAGAACAAUCAACUGGCAAUUAUGAUGGAGGAGCGUGGAAGGGAAAAAGACUGUAGUUUUGCAUCAUUGGGGGGGCGGGGGACAGAAAUCGUAUUACUUGUUGCCAAAUUCGAAAGUCACUGGAAUCACAUAUUUUCAUUUUAAUCCUGAAUGUUGUCAUUCCACACAGUCACGUCCGCAGUGACCUGACGCCCCCCCUUCGCCCGCCCCACGCUUAAUUGUCUGGUCUAUAAUAGUGUUUUGUCCGCUGCCCCCCAGCCCCCCGCAGACAGCUCUCGCGGGAGAACUGUCUUCUGGUCUCUUCACAAAACAGAUUCUGUCCUUGUCACCGGGGGCAGGGAGCUCAGGCCUUUUUUUUUUUUUUCAGUCCUUUUUUUUCUGCUUUGUCUCUGACACUGCCUGUGUCACCCCCAUCCAAGUUGGGGGGAGCUCAGGACCCAGCAGCCGAGACAUUGAGAGAUCACCCAGAAACCCGUGUCCCCUCCCCGUGUGGAGGCCCUGGCAGAUACUAAUUUUCCUAGAAAAUCCUUCAGAUGUGGGGACUCGGGAAGUGAAUCCGGUUCCCAGAGCAGCGGCUCCUGGGCUUAGAACCCUGGAAAUGGGUGUCCUCACCCCCCCCCCCAGAUUCCAGAAUUUCUUCCCGCUAAAGGGGGAAAGAAACACAAAACCCAGGGCAUGUGCGUGUUGGCAAGGCACAUGGCAAGCUCCAGAAACUCCAUGUGCGCACAAUUAUAAGUUGGCUGCCCCCCCACCCCGGGGCUCCCAGGGCAAACUUGAAGGGACGGGGCUUUGCCGAAAACCAAACAAGGGCCAGCUGGUUUGGUUUUGUUUCUGUUUCUGUUUUUGUUUUUGUUUUUUAAAAACAACCUAUAGGCUUUCUGGAGCUGCUUGGAACAGAGCCUGCUGGAAAUAGGGCUCGCCAGCCACAGUUUCCUUCAUGGGCUAUUUUGUCCUCAGAAUCUCCACAGUUUUCUUUCUAGUUCCUUCCUUUUGUGAACCAAAAAAAAAAGGGGGGCGGUUCUGAGCCUUGAGGCGUUGAGUGCCUUAUGACAGGCAGUGAGGAUCCCUAAACUAAUAGGUGUCCUGUCCUCUCUCUCUUCGGGUUCUGGAUGGUUCUGGGUGGUUCUGGAUGCUCGGCCCUGAAGGCUCCCUCCUGUUCAUUCAGUAAAGCAAAGCACUGGCUUCUCUCCUACAAAAGCAGGUUUCUUGGCUUGAUGGAGUCUGGCUUGCUUUGAUUUUGGCUGUAGGGGGAGGUACCUAAGACCAAAGAGCUUGGAUGGUCGAAGGAGACAUUCUAGAUGGUGCCUGUGUGUGCGUGUGUGUGUGUGUGUAAAUUGGAGAGAAAACAACCAUAGCCUACUGGGGACAAUUGGUGUGUGACAGGAGGCCACAACUUUGGGUAGCUUUGAGAAGCGGGACUGAAGUUGUGUGCCUGCGUGUCUGGCCCCGGAGCCAGCGGUCACAGUCAAGUUAAGCUCCUCAAAGCAGCUCAUCGACACCCCUCCCCGGAUGAGUCCAUAUUUACCCCUGCUUUCCGCCCCCCCUCCCCCAGCCUUCCCCCAUACCCAUCGGCCUUGGCGCGCUAGGCUACGGGGACGUCCCGCCUCUGUCCCCUGUUCUCCUGUCACGUGUAUUCAUGCCCCUUAACUUCACUUCCCGACCACGGUACGUCCAUAAAGACAGUAUUACACUUAAAUGAAGUAUUCCUUUUUGUAAUCGUUUUUUAGAAGGUAAAGGAAUUUAAUAAAGCUACUUUAUGAUAAGAUGCA